AAACAUAUUGAAUUUAAAAUAACACCGAUGACACAUCACGAUUAAAAUUAAAAGCAAAUAAAUAAAUUAUUUGGCACGGUAACCUUAGCAACGGCGAACCCCAUCGGUCUUCAAUCUAUUUUCUAAGCUGAAAAAAGAAAAACAAUUGUCCGUUCACUUUCACCGGCUACCUCACUUACUCACUAACAAGCUUAUUUAUCAGAGUAAAGUAGAGAGUAGAGUGCAACUUGUUACACUGAUUAAAAUCACUAUGAUAAACAUCGUGCACCAGAAAGUAACAAGCAAGCCGCCGAUAAGCCAAAAAUUUACAAAAUCACCCCAAAAUGCGGGGGCAAGAGAAAGAAGUAGUGAGAAAAAAACUAAAGAAGAAAUCAAAGAUUGCAAUCAGAAUAUAAUUGAGACUGAUUCCUGCUCCUUGGACCAGUUGUGCAGUAUGAUAAGCGACCUGGAGCAGAGUCUUGUCCAGGAAGUAGUCGCUGUUGAAACUUGCACUUUUCCCGCGGAGAAUCCUGCUGCUUUUAUUGACAUGGACCAUAUGAUUGAUAAAGAAGAUUGCGGACUUAGCGGAACUUCUGCUUCAACUUACGACGACAUAAUGUCUUUUUUAGGAACACUGGAGCAAGAUUGUCCAGUAGUAGACUUCGAAAGCUCUCCUAGACCCGAAAAACUCCCAGAAGAAAUCUACCAGCUGCAAUCUUUGAUAAAAAAUCCCAACCAAGCUUUAAGCGACAAGACCAAAGACGAUCUAGCAACUGCAUUGCUGCAAUUAGAGGACCGCGAGGCUACACUAAAGCUUCUGAAAGAAGAAUUAAAGAAUGAACGAAAAGCUGCCUGUGAUAAGUUAGAUUCCCAGAGAAAAGCUCACGUUACUGAAUUGCAAACCCAGAAGACAAAGUACCAGAAUAUAAUCCGCCGGCAUCAAAAAUUUGUCGAGCAGCUGAUUGAAGAAAAGAAGCAGCUGAGUGACAAGUGUAAUAAUUUAGCGAUUAAUAUUAAAGACAUGGAGAUAAAGUAUCAGAAGGAAUCAAAGCUAGCGAUGGAAAAACACGCGGUGGAAAUCCAGAGGACGAAAGAAAUGUGUUUAGCGGGUGAGAAAGUUCGGAGAGAAAGGUGGCUUGAAGCUAAGAAGAAUAAGAUUAAAGAGUCGACUGUUAAGGGCCUGGAGCCUGAAUUGAGGAACAUGAUUGACGCGCAUCAGAAAGAAGUCCUGGAGAUCCGCAGCGCGCAUAUGAAAGAGCUCCAGGAUGUUGAAUUAAGAGCUAUUAGACGCGCUAAUCAACAGCUGGAGGAACUUAGGUUGGAGUUGACUGCUAGCCAUGAUAAAGUCUUGGCUGGAGAGAAGGAAGCUAUGAGGCUGAGGUACCAAGAGAAGUUUGAUGAGCAAGAAUCGAUGAUUCAAGCUCAGCAAAGGAAGUUUUUUGAAGAUCUCCAGUUAGAAAAGAAGAAAUUUGCUGAAGAGUUGGAGAGAAGAGAUGCUGAGAGGGACGCUGAGCUUCAGCGGGUCAUUAAGCAAAGCCAGGAGAAGGUAGAGAAGUUGACUAGGGAGUUUGAAGCGGAUAGGAAGGCACUGAGGGAGAAUUUAGAAGCUGAGAGGGAGAUCUGGGUGGAGAAUUUUAAGAAGCAGCAGAGUUCCAAGUUUGAAAUGGCUGAGGCGAGGGUUAGAGACGAGUGCAACAGGGAGAGAGACAGACAAAUUGAGCUCGCGAUCUCGAGGAUAGAGAAGGAGACGAGAGAGGUUAAAGUGAGCUUGCAAAAGAGUGCGGAGAGCAAGCUCAAGAGCUUGAGGGAGAAGUACGAGGCUGAGUUGGAGGUAGCGAGGGAAAGUGAGCGAGUUGUUAGGGAGAAGUUGGAGUAUUGUGAAGGUGAGGUUGGCGGGUUGGAGAAGGAGUUGAGGAGGGUUGAGUGCAAGUUGAGUAAGUGUUUGGUUGAGCUCCAGGAUUUGAGGAAGUCGGAGGAGAAACUUACUGAGGAGCGAGAUCACGCGAAGAAAAUUGCGAGGAUGGAAAUUGAGAAGGAGAAGAAAGCUUUAGAGGAUAAAAAUGAUGAACUUUACAGGGAAAUUGAGCGGAUUAAUUGUAAUAGGGAUUCUAAUUUAGCGCAAUUGUACAGUAGGAUUAGGCUAAUUGUUACGCAGAAAGAUGUCGCGAUUAAGAGUCUUAGGAGGGAAUGUGAUGAGGCGAGAAAUAAGUGCGAUCAUUUGGAAAAAUUGAUAGAUCAGCAGCGGAAGGAGUAUGUGUUGAAAACUCUGUAAUUUUAAGAGGGUUUUUAUUACUGUAAAUAAGUAAAUUUAUUAUUUGUGCUUUCUUUUGGAGAGUAUUUUUUACAAUUAAAAG
Molecule: messenger RNA, 2333 nt
Organism: Cotesia glomerata
Lineage: Eukaryota; Metazoa; Arthropoda; Insecta; Hymenoptera; Braconidae
Gene: dila
Product: centrosomal protein of 131 kDa
Exons: 3
Coding region: 251-2251 (666 amino acids)
Biological process (GO): intraciliary transport involved in cilium assembly; regulation of centrosome duplication; cilium assembly
Cellular component (GO): centriolar satellite
Source: RefSeq, a predicted model, not a curated record